AUGGCAGAAGUUGUGCAUUGUACUAAUCAUACUUUUCUGUCUCCAACAGAUGUGAAAAAAUGUGUGAGGUGUCCAGAGAAUGAGUAUGCUAACAGAGAGAAGAAUCAGUGUAUUAAAAAAGCUGUGGUCUUUCUGAGCUACAUAGACACCUUAGGGAUAGUUCUCACCUUAAUGGCCUUAUUCUUCUCUGCAUUCACAACUGUGGUUCUUGGGAUAUUUGUGAAGUAUCACAACACUCCCAUUGUGAAGGCCAAUAACCAGAAUCUCAGCUACAUCUUGCUAAUUUCACUCAUCUUUUGUUUCUUGUGUCCCUUGCUUUUCAUCGGGCAUCCCAACUCAGCUACCUGUGUUCUGCAACAAAUCACAUUUGGAGUUGUAUUCACUGUGGCUGUUUCCACUGUGUUGGCCAAAACAGUGACUGUGCUGCUUGCAUUCAAAGUCACAGUACCUGGAACAAGGAUGAGGUAUUAUCUGGUUUCUGGUCUACCCAACUACAUCAUUGCCAUCUGUACGCUCAUCCAAAUUAGUCUCUGUACAAUCUGGCUGAGAUUUUCUCCUCCUUUUAUUGAAAAUGAUGUGCAUUCUGAGCAUGGCCAAAUCAUCAUUGUGUGCAACAAGGGCUCAGUUACUGCAUUCUACUGUGUCCUGGGAUACCAUGGCUCCCUUGCAUUGGCGAGCUUCAUCGUGGCUUUCUUGGCCAGGAAUCUCCCUGACAGGUUCAAUGAAGCCAAGUUGCUGACCUUCAGCAUGCUGUUGUUUUGCAGUGUCUGGAUCACCUUUCUCCCUGUCUACCACAGCACCAAGGGCAAGAUAAUGGUGGCUGUGGAGGUUUUGUCCAUCUUGGCUUCCAGUGCAGGCCUACUGGGAAGCAUUUUUAUCCCCAAGUGCUACAUAAUUUUGUUAAGACCAGAGAGAAAUUCUCUUCAAAAGUUAAGGGAGAAACCAUCUUCCUGGACACACAUUUCAUAA
This is a messenger RNA of Arvicola amphibius (Eurasian water vole), 969 nucleotides long. RefSeq names its product vomeronasal type-2 receptor 116-like. Lineage: Eukaryota; Metazoa; Chordata; Mammalia; Rodentia; Cricetidae. Gene Ontology annotation, cellular component: membrane. The record is from RefSeq and is a predicted model, not a curated record. Gene Ontology annotation, biological process: G protein-coupled receptor signaling pathway. Gene Ontology annotation, molecular function: G protein-coupled receptor activity. The transcript has a single exon. The coding region runs from base 1 to 969 and encodes 322 amino acids.